UCUAUGCUCAUCAACGUCAGUAGUCAAGGCAAGAAGACAGUAGAAAGCAUAGAGUAGAAAGUGUUGACAAAUUUAACAAUUAAAUUACUUACUACUACUAAUUAUUAAAUUAAUUAAUACAUGAUAUUGUACUGUUUAUUUCAUUUUCAAUGUUAAAUAGCACAUAAUUUUCUAAUGAAAGCUUAAUGUAAAGAUAAAUAUGCCUUAUAGAUAAUACAGGCUACGGUACAAUCAGUAUAAAUAUUAUAUGGGACAUUUGAAUCAUAUAUUAAUAAUUGAUAAAUUUUUAGACUAAACCUUGUUUUAUUCUUAGAAAAUAGGAUUGAUAAAAAAUUAUAAAAAUCAUGACCGAUAAUCUGGGUAUCCUGAGUGAAAUCUCUCCUGUUUUCCGUCCUUAUAUUCAGUGUAUUUACCAAGACUUAAAACUAGGUUUAUGUAAAACUAAAAUUGACUUGGAAAGGAUAUCUGGGAAUGUAGAAGGAGUUGAAAGCCAAUUAAGGGUGGUACUCCCAUAUUGCUCAAAAAAAUUAAAGUGGGAAGUAAUUUUUGAUCCUUCAACACCAUGGUUUGCACCAGACUUCAGAUUUGAUGACGAAAGCUUUCUUAGUAAUAUUGAUGAAGAAAAUCUUAAUAAAGAGGUCCCAAGUCUUUGUCAGUGGAAUUCAAGUGACCCUAAAGCUUUAUGUGGAGUUUUGACAGAACUUAUCAAAUUAUAUAAAUUUCAUCAGAUAAAGAAAUUGAAUGAGGAUGACAAUUCUCGUGCAUCUUUUGAAUACAGUGCAUUACUUGGAAAUGCUCUAACCACUGAACAAGAUGUUGAAGUCUGGGUGGGAGGUCACAUAGUCGAGUUUAUGAUUAAGUUAAAAGUCAAUACAUCUAAGCUCCCUGAACUGUAUAAUGAAAGCAUUGAUAUGAAUCCUGGGAUUGACACAGCUCUUUUACUAGUGAGGUACCCAAAUUCCACAAAUGCAGAAUUAAUUCUUUCACCAUUUUUGUCAAAAGUUCUGGGAAAUAUAACAUUACCUUUAAUGCAUCAAUCAGGAGUACUAAUGGAUUAUGUACCAAUGAUAACAGAUUUACUAAACAGCAAGAUACAGGAUAUUGUAAACAAUGAUAGGCUAAAGAGAGAAUUGCUAGCUCAGCUGAUUAUUAAAUAUGAAGGAGCAAUUCUAGAACAUGAUGCUACAAGUGCAGCAUUACUAUUUCAAAUGAAUGAUUUUCAUUGGAUCUUGCAAAUAGAUAUAGGUGCAAAUUUUCCUGAAAAAUCACCUAUAUUAACUCUGCGAUCUGUGUAUCAUAGUGCUAAAGGAAAGCCAAAGUCAAAAAUUCUACCGAGUUGCCCACACACAAAUUUUGAAGCAUAUAUUGAACAACAGGUUGAAAUAUUCAAAAAUGAAUGCAAAGGAAUUACAGCAAGUCACCCAAUUCUUACUCUGGAUAAUUAAAUAUAAAAACUGUUUUUGAAUAUAGUUUAACUGUACCGUUUUAUAGACAAAUACAGUUUAUUCCAUUUCUGUAA
This is a messenger RNA of Zerene cesonia (dogface butterfly), 1519 nucleotides long. Its product is annotated as BRISC and BRCA1-A complex member 2-like. Lineage: Eukaryota; Metazoa; Arthropoda; Insecta; Lepidoptera; Pieridae. The record is from RefSeq and is a predicted model, not a curated record. Bases 345 to 1445 code for a protein of 366 amino acids. Gene Ontology annotation, biological process: double-strand break repair. Gene Ontology annotation, cellular component: BRISC complex; BRCA1-A complex. The transcript has 7 exons.